UUUCUUUACCUAAAAACAAAUUAGCAAAAGACAACGCACCAACCAGUGAUUUAGAGUUUUAAGACAGAGAGAUUUGUGUGUCAGGUGGGUCCCAAGCCGCCCGGGCCCCACAUUCCAUGAGGCAUGCCUUUGCUAUUUAACCAAGCAAUAGCUCUUCUCAUGUUCUUUCACCAAUCGGCAAUUUUCUUGAUUUCUUGUGAGAUUUCAACAAAAAGAAGAAGAAAAAGAUUCCCUCGCCGGAAUAAUCACCGGAGAUAAGGAAAAAGAAUGGCGUCCCUGAAAUUUCCGUUGGAGAUUCUCGCCAUCUUCAUCAUCAUCUCCGUGAUUCUCUUGCCGAUUGCUCAAUCGCAAUCUUCUUCGCCAGCUCCCGCACCCACCAGCGAUGGAACAUCGAUAGAUCAGGGGAUAGCGUAUGUUCUAAUGAUGGUGGCUUUGGCGUUGACUUAUUUCAUUCAUUGAACUUGAUGGAUCCUCCAGUUUGUUCUUCCUCCCACAAUAAUUUUGUUUUUCUAGUGUUUGUGUUCUUAAUUAUUUGGUUUUAUUAUAUGUGACGUGAAAUGUGUAGAAAAUCAAAAAGAAAGUUAGGUUUUGGACAUUAUGCUUUGUUCUGUAUUCGUGUAUAAUUAUUUCUUCUUGUUGCAUGUAAAAGCGUAAUUAUUAUAAUAAUAUAUUCUUCAAAAGAAAAAGGAAUCGUAUUCUCCGUCUACAUGUUUUGUGUUUUUCG
Thlaspi arvense is the source of this 724-nucleotide messenger RNA. The record is from the annotation of a GenBank genome assembly. NCBI's taxonomy places the organism in Eukaryota, Viridiplantae, Streptophyta, Magnoliopsida, Brassicales, Brassicaceae.